Condylura cristata (star-nosed mole) is the source of this 1464-nucleotide messenger RNA. It is a transcript of the gene DCT, whose product is annotated as dopachrome tautomerase. The transcript has 8 exons. Bases 1 to 1464 code for a protein of 487 amino acids. Gene Ontology annotation, molecular function: oxidoreductase activity; dopachrome isomerase activity. Lineage: Eukaryota; Metazoa; Chordata; Mammalia; Eulipotyphla; Talpidae. Gene Ontology annotation, biological process: melanin biosynthetic process from tyrosine; developmental pigmentation; ventricular zone neuroblast division. The record is from RefSeq and is a predicted model, not a curated record. Gene Ontology annotation, cellular component: melanosome.
AUGAGCCUCCUCGGCUGUGGGCUUCUGCUCAGCUGGAGCCUGGGCUGGGCCAGCCUGCCCGGGGCCGCGGCGCAGUUCCCACGGGUCUGCAUGACCGUCGGCCGCCUGGUGUCCAAGGAGUGCUGCCCACCGCUGGGCGCCGAGCCCGCCAACACCUGCGGCUCCCAGCAGGGCCGGGGCCGCUGCACGGAGGUGCAGGUGGACACCAGGCCCUGGAGUGGCCCUUAUGUCCUGCGCAACCAGGAUGACCGGGAGAGGUGGCCUAGGAAGUUCUUCGACCGGACCUGCAAGUGUGCAGGAAACUUCGCCGGCUACGACUGUGGGGACUGCAAGUUCGGCUGGGCGGGUCCCAACUGCGAUCGGAAGAAACCACCAGUCAUCCGGAAGAAUAUCCAUUCAUUGACACCCCAGGAGAGGGAGCAGUUCCUGGAAGCCUUGGACCUGGCCAAGAACACCCCACAUCCCGACUAUGUGAUCACCACGCAGCACUGGCUGGGCCUGCUUGGGCCCAACAGGACCGAGCCACAGAUCGCCAACUGCAGCAUUUACGAUUUCUUUGUGUGGCUCCAUUACUAUUCUGUUAGAGAUACGCUGCUAGGACCGGGGCGCCCAUAUAAGGCCAUAGAUUUCUCGCAUCAAGGACCUGCUUUUGUCACCUGGCACCGGUACCAUUUGUUGUGGCUAGAAAGAGAUCUCCAGCGGCUCACUGGCAAUGAAUCCUUUGCUUUGCCCUACUGGAACUUUGCCACUGGGAGGAACGAGUGUGACGUGUGUACAGACCAGCUCCUGGGGGCAGCGAGACAAGAUGACCCAACGCUGAUUAGUGUGAACUCCAGAUUUUCCAACUGGGAGAUUGUCUGUGACAGCUUAGAUGACUACAACCAGCACGUCACGCUAUGCAAUGGCACCUAUGAAGGUUUGCUGAGAAGAAAUCAAGUGGGCAGAAACAACGAGAAAUUGCCAACCUUAAAAGACAUUCAAGAUUGCCUGUCUCUCAACAAGUUUGACAAUCCUCCUUUCUUCCAGAACUCUACCUUCAGCUUCAGAACAAAGGAUAACACUGAAGAAGAGGAGAAGGGAUACUGGGUACUUCAUUCCUUCACUGAUGCCAUUUUUGAUGAGUGGAUGAAAAGAUUUAACCCAUCUGUGGAGGCCUGGCCACAGGAACUGGCGCCCAUCGGUCACAAUCGGCUGUAUAACAUGGUUCCCUUCUUCCCUCCGGUGACCAAUGAGGAAUUCUUUUUAACCGCAGACCAACUUGGCUACAGCUAUGCCAUUGAUUUGCCAGUUUCAGUUGAAGAAACUUCCAGUUGGACAACAACUCUCUCUGUGGUUCUGGGAGUGUUGGUGGCUUUGGUUGGUCUUUCUGUAUUGCUGGUUUUCCUGCAGUAUAGAAGACUCCGAAAAGGAUAUGCACCGCUCGUGGAAACACGGCUUCACAAGAGAUACACAGAAGAAGCGUAG